GAGUUAAAUAAACGUGUAAAAAAAAAGUAUAGCGAAACAAAACACUAUUUCCUUGUUCAGAGUUUGAAGCGUAUGAUUGACGUCAUCGCCUCCAAUAUGCUGUUGUAGCCUACUGUCCACCGUGAAACUGCUCAUAGAGAACAAGAUAUUUCACAUGGAUAGCAACACGAACAUAUAAAAUUAGUGGCCGAAACUGUUGGACUAUAAAUUACUGGUGUGACAUAUGAGCACUGCCCGAAGGGGGAGAGAUGAACAUAGAAGUCAGUCCCAUCACAAAGCUGUGCCCAGUCGCAGAGGUCUUCCCAUGGAAUGAGUUCUCCUACACAGCCCGUCUGAGCCCCACAGAGCCCCACGACACAGACGGAUGGCUCUCCGCUCUGCCUGCCUUCCACAAUGAUCAUCCACCCUAUCACAUCUGUGAGAGAAUGCACCCGAGUGGCACCCAAUGCUCUGCCCCAGAGGAGAGCGGCAAGACCGCCACAGACCCUGGAGAGGCUCAGCUGGACUUCUACCGUAAACUGGGCUACUCCCCAGCGCAGGUCCAGACCGUGCUGCAGAAGUUUGGCCUGAACACAGACACUAACAGGAUUCUGGGGGAGCUGGUGCAGACUGGAGCCAGCCCAGAAGGGAUGGAGAAGGAGGGAGCCCCAACUACCAUGUCUGUCCUGAUUGCCAGAGGGGAGACCCUUAGUAGCCUGCCCCUCACCCCUCCACCAAUUUGGGAAGAUGCAGCCAGUGAGGAUGGAGAUGACCUGAAACCCAUAGUGAUCGAUGGGAGUAAUAUGGCUAUGAGCCACGGGAACAAGGAAGUGUUUUCCUGCCUGGGAAUCCAGCUGGCUGUGAACUUCUUCCUGGACAGAGGUCAUACUGAUAUCACUGUGUUUGUUCCCUCAUGGAGGAAGGAGCAGCCCAGACCAGAUGUCCCCAUCACAGAUCAACACAUUUUGCGUGAGCUGGAGAGAAAGAAAAUCAUGGUGUUCACCCCUUCGCGGCGUGUAGCGGGCAAACGUGUGGUCUGCUACGACGAUCGCUUCAUCGUCAAGCUGGCGUACGAGUCAGACGGUGUCAUCGUAUCCAACGACACGUACCGUGACCUUCAGGGCGAGAGACAGGAGUGGAAGCGCUUCAUCGAGGAGAGGCUGCUCAUGUACUCGUUCGUCAAUGACAAGUUCAUGCCCCCUGAUGACCCCCUGGGUCGCCAUGGUCCCACCCUGGAGAACUUUCUACGGAAGGUUCCUCGGUUACCACGCAAACAGCCAUGUCCUUACGGAAGGAAAUGCACUUACGGAAUAAAGUGUAAAUUCUACCACCCGGAGCGAGUCAACCAAUCCAAUCGCUCUUUGGCUGACGAGCUGCGGGAGAAGGCCAAGCUGCCCUUGUCACAACAGAAACACCCCACCACAGGUCCUGGACAUGCCUAUGGCCUUUCCCUGGAGGAGGAGAUGGCUCAGAAACUGACCCUAGAACAGUGGAAUGGCUCAUUGAAGAAAGGCCUCACCAGUGAGAAUGUUCUUCUUCUCAAGGGAGGCCAUCGCUCCAGCUGGAGGUCCUCAGCUAAGAAGGCCAGCACCAACCGACAUUCCCCGACCGACCUGGACUCGGCCCUGGCCAGUGGCUCUCAAGAGAGGCUAGAUUCUGGGCUGGGCUCCUUCGAAAGCCGGGCAUCUGACCCCUCUAGAAACCACUGUGAUCACUAUGGCAACGCUGGGUACAGGAACUGCCAGUCAAAGUCCUCCCCCAGUAUGAAACAGCAAUGCUAUUCUCUCCCUAGCAACCUGCCCUGUAGCUGCUGCUCCCAUGUUCCUCAGCCUUCACUGGGCCCCAGUGCAGGAUACCAACAACACCACAGCCCACACCAUAGCAUGGGCCCAGCCAGCACCCACAACCCAGACAUGAUGACCUACUACCCCCCUUGUUACCCCAACUAUGGAACACCAAUGUAUCCAGUUAGUAUGCAUCAGUACAGCCACCCCAGUGACUUCCAACAGCAGGGCAGGGUCCACCGUUCACAGCAGACCUUCUGGUCGGACACGUUCGGGACUUAUCCUCAGACUCUCCAUAGCAUUGCUCAGGUGGAGCAGCAGAGACACUGGUCCCCUGCCCGGACACACCCGAGCCCCCAUGGGGAGGGCAGGGAGAGGGAGGACUGCAGGGAGAGGGAGGAUGUCAGGAAGAAGCUGCUGGCCAUCUUUAACGGCCGUCUGGUGGACAGGGCCAUGGACAUGUUCCCCCAUCUCAUGGACCCACAGAGACUGGCUGCUGAGAUCCUCACCCUGAGAUCCUCUCAGGGCCUGUGAUUGGCUCGUUGCUCUGAGAUGGAGGGAUUUGUAGGUUUUUUUCAGUUGAAAGAGUCUCUCUUGAAAAACUGUCCAAGCUACUGUAAAGAUCUGUGUUUCCACUUUAGGGAAACAUUGAUCUUCCUACUGUAUUUGCUUUGCCAAAUAUGUUUUUGCCAAGUGUUUCAGGAACUAGGUCGCUUAAAUUGCCUCUAACAUAAAACCGGAGGCAAAUGAUUGUUGAUGCAAGUUGUAUCUAUUUAAUACAUCUUUCUAGACCCUCGAAUGUAUUCGAUGGGUAAAAGUAAUGUAUUUGAGGAGCAAUAUUCUUACAGAAUGCAUGUUCAUAGGCCUUAGGGCACUAAUAUAGACACAUGUAUCAAGAUGAAUUAUGGCAUAAAGAGUAUUAUCGGCACAGUGUGCCAUAAUGGGGGUCACAGCUAACUGUCUAGUACGGUCUAGUACGGUAGUGAAGUAGAUGCUCUAUGGGUCAAGUUCAUUGAAGAACAUUAAUGUCCAGAGAAGAAGUAUAAUUGCAAUCUUAAUUUAAAAAAUACCUCUAAUACAAAAACAUACAAAUAGAUCUAAAGUCAAUAGAAAUAGACCAGUAUAAUAUUUUUUGCCAAUAUCACUAUCUACUUUGUAUUCAUACUGUGUGCAGCAAUGUGAGAGCAGAUGGCUUGUGUAUUAUUGUUAUAAUUUCAGAUAGUUCAGUGCCCUGCUACAAUGCAUUCGGAAAGUAUUCAGACCCCUUCCCCUUUUCCACAUUUUGUUACGUUUCAGCCUUAUUCUAAAAUUUAUUAAAUAAAAUAUUUUCCUCAUAAAUCUACACACAAUACCCCAUAAUGACAGAUCGACAACAGGUUUUUAGAAAAUUGUGCAAAUUUAAUAUUUCAGAAAUACCUUAUUUACAUCAGUAUUCAGACCCUUUGCUAUGAGACUCGCAUUUGAGCUCAGGUGCAUCCUGUUUCCAUUGAUUAUCCUUGAUAUUUCUACAACUUGAUUGGAGUCCACCUGUGGUAAAUUCAAUUAAUUGGACAUGAUUUGGAAAGGCAUACACCUGUCUAUAUAAGGUCCCACAGUUGACAGUGCAUGUCAGAGCAAAAACCAAGCCAUGAGGUCAAAGGAAUUGUCCGUAGAGCUCCGAGGCAGGAUUGUGUCGAGGCACAGAUCUGGGGAAGGGUACCAAAAAAUGUCUUCAGCAUUAAAGGUCCCCAAGAACACAGUGGCCUCCAUCAUUCUUCAAUGGAAGUAGUUUGGAACCACCAAGACUUCCUAGAGCUGGUCGCCCCUGUCAAACUGAAAAAUCGGGGGAGAAGGGCCUUGGUCAGGGAGGUGACCAAGAACCUGAUGGUCACUCUAACAUAGUUCUUCUGUGGAGAUAGAACAACCAUCUCUGUAGCACUCCACCAAUCAAGCCUUUAUGUUAGAGUGGCCAGAUGCAAAUCACUCCUCAGUAAAAGGCACAUGACAGCCCUCUUGGAGUUUGCCAAAAGGCAUCUAAAGACUCUCAGACCAUGAGAAACAAGAUUCUCUGGUCUGAUGAAACCAAGAUUGAAGUCUUUUUGCCUGAAUACCAAGCUUCACGUCUGGAGGAAACCUGGCACCAUCCCUAUGAAGCGUGGUGGGAGACUAGUCAGGAUCCAGGGGAAAAUGAACAAAGCAAAGUAUAGAGUGAUCCUUGAUGAAAACCUACUCCAUAGUGCUCAGGACCUCAGACUGAGGUUCAGGUUCACCUUCCAACAGGACAACGACCCUAAACACAAAGCCACGCUGGAGUGGCUUCGGGACAAGUCUCAAUGUCCUUAAGAGGCCCAGCCAGAGCCUGGACUUGAACCAGAUCGAACAUCUCUGGAGAGACCUGAAAAUAGCUGUGCAGCGAUGCUCUGCAUCCAACCUAACAGCGCUUGAAAGAAUUUGCAGAGAAGAUUGGGAGAAACUCCCCAAAUACAGUUGUGCCAAGCUUGUAGCGUCAUACCAAAGAAGACUCGAGGCCGUAACCACUGCCAAAGGUGCUUCAACAAAGUACUGAGUAAAGCUUCUGAAUACUUAUGUAACAUUUGUAUUUUUAAUACAUUAGCAAAAAUUCUGAAACACUAUUUUUGCUUUGGCAUU
Messenger RNA from Salvelinus fontinalis (brook trout), 4391 nucleotides. RefSeq names its product zinc finger CCCH-type containing 12Ab (gene zc3h12ab). Gene Ontology annotation, molecular function: metal ion binding; mRNA binding; RNA endonuclease activity. Gene Ontology annotation, biological process: nuclear-transcribed mRNA catabolic process, RNase MRP-dependent; 3'-UTR-mediated mRNA destabilization. Gene Ontology annotation, cellular component: cytoplasmic ribonucleoprotein granule; nucleus. Lineage: Eukaryota; Metazoa; Chordata; Actinopteri; Salmoniformes; Salmonidae. The transcript is spliced from 6 exons. Bases 249 to 2297 code for a protein of 682 amino acids. The record is from RefSeq and is a predicted model, not a curated record.